AGGCAAUACACAGUUAAACCAUCAUUGUAUUGACAUUUGCGAUCACAUAUGUCAUCCAAUUGGCUUCCCAGUCGCCAGAUUAGACACACAUCAUGGAAGACCCAGUUCGCGAGAUCCGCACUGUCAUCAAACUGCUUACGCAGUCUCCUCCAAAGUUACAAGCAUCCACAAUUGAAAAGUUCUUCACCCCCAAUGCUUCAUUCUCGCAUCCAUUUUGUCGGACUUGGUCCUUCAAUGGGUCGAGAUGGCUGAUUCAGGCAAUUUAUCGAUUCUACAAGAUUAUGUCACCUCGAAUUGAUCUUGAGGUUAGAUCAGUUGCUUUCGACCAAGAUAAUCUCAAACUCUACGUCACCAUCUCACAAAUCUUCUCGAUUUUCAUCAUCCCCUUCUACCUGGCCCCGGUCACCCUGACAACAGUUCUGACACUAACGACUGAUCCGAACGAAUAUCGCGGCUAUCUAGACUUUGAAAGGUCCGGACACGACGACCAGUCUAGUGAAGAAACAAGGGUUAACGGCGAAACAACCAAAUACUGGAUCUCAUCGCAGGAAGACUUGUAUCAGACCACGGAAUUUGUUAAAUUCUUCUUGCCCUUUGGUAUCGGAGUAUUUCUGGUCUUCGUCUGGCAUGUGUUUGCUACCGCCGGCUGCGUUGUGGGGUCCUUCAUUCUGUCGCCGGUUACUUGGGCUGAGGAGAAGUUUGCCUUGAAGAAAGAGGUGCGCGAAAUUUCAGGGCAUAAUGUGACGGAGGUGACAGGCAACGUAGCUGAGCAUUUUACGCAUGAGGCUGAGGGCUUGAUUAGUGGAGUUGUGGGAUCUGUGCAAGACAGGCUCAAAGAAAUUUGAUGUUCUGAAGUCUGUUUGUUGUUCAACGGAAUAUUUACGAAGUCGCUUCGGAUUUCCUUGGGCAUUGUCUAUGCUAUUAAUGCUCUAUCUCAAAUAUUUACUCUGCACUAAAACCAUCAUUACCAAUCAUCUUAUUAGUCGUGAAGAUUACAUAUUUCCCAACAUUGAAAGCAAACUUAUUCAACUAUCAUUUCCGGUAGUAAAGUUCAAAUCGAGGCCAAAGGGAAAAUGGAUUAAGCCAGAGCACCCAUCGGGUCCCACAAAGGGAGGACCACAGGAUCUUGCUUCAAGACAUCUCGAGUCUCUUUGCUCACAAAUCGUGGAUCAACAACAACUUGAUAGACAAAUUCGUCCAUCCAUUUGUCCGUCAUCACGAACCAGCCUUUGUCACCUGCACUCUCGCCCCACGAGUUCUGCACUCUCCAUCGUACGGGUUUGCCAUUCUCAAUGUGAACGGCUGUCAAAACCAUGGCGUGAGUCAUUGCUGAUUCCCCGGUCUUCAGGCGUUGUUCUUUCGUCAAUCCCAACUUGAUAUUAAAGCCCAGGUCAAAAUCGAAUAAUUCCGUAUCCAUAAUACCAGAUGCAGAAUCGGAAAACUUUCCCACGUCACUGCCGAAGAAAACGGGUAUUCCAGCUCGUAGCAUGGAGAUGGCAGCAUCUUUGAUCGUCUACUGCCAUUAGUGUCUUCCUUAACCUGCUUCUCAAAUUUGAUGAAGACUUACCUUCAUUUCGACAUUCACAUAUCUGACGGGAACGCCUCCCACAACAUUACCCAGUCUAUCAACAGUCAAGAGGCGGUUAUAGUCGUUUCUGGGAUCGUUAACCAGACUAAAAAGCUCAUUAACAUCGGUUCCACCACAUGCCCGCACUGUCUGUUUAUCUGACAAUGUCGACGCAAAAUGGGUUGGUUUCGUCACGACUUUGGUGUACUUAUUUUCCGCAUCAUAGAAUGUCCAGGUGAACUCUUUGUCGGGACCCGGAGGUGGUCCCAGCAUAAUUGUUAGAAUGCUAUGGAUUUCUUGUAGGAAAUAUUCUUUGUGGCCAGCAAUUAAGUCGGUUUUGCCAGUGGCGACGAGCUUUCGAAGAACCAAAGCUUGCUCACGCAAUUUUGUCGUGAUAAGAGAACCCAUCUUGCUGCUAUUUUUGGCAUUGUACGAGUCAGGAUAAAGCAUCUGAGGUACCAAGCCGUACUUAUUGACCAGGUUGACUACAAAAUCCCACUGGCCGCCAUCGCCGACUGGGCUUGCAAAAAGAGCUUGCACCAAACGACCCUCAAGGUCUUCUCCUGCUGUUUGAAUGGCAUGCUCGAGGAACCAAUUGGCUUUCUCAAUCUUAUCCCAGUAAAAGAGAUAAGAUUGACUGAGUUCGAACUCUUUGAGAUUGUACUUUUUCAUAAUGGCAACUCGGAAGACAUUGGUAGAAGCAAAUAGCCAGCACCGACCGGAUGAUCGUUGGUUGGUGAUUGGGGCGCCCUCGAAGGGGAUCUUUAUGUUGAAAAUUUGGCUAUCGGCG
This is a messenger RNA of Talaromyces stipitatus ATCC 10500, 2357 nucleotides long. RefSeq lists its product as uncharacterized. The transcript has 3 exons. The coding region runs from base 93 to 845 and encodes 250 amino acids. The record is from RefSeq and is a predicted model, not a curated record. Lineage: Eukaryota; Fungi; Ascomycota; Eurotiomycetes; Eurotiales; Trichocomaceae.